Molecule: messenger RNA, 2346 nt
Organism: Odontomachus brunneus
Lineage: Eukaryota; Metazoa; Arthropoda; Insecta; Hymenoptera; Formicidae
Gene: Ykt6
Product: synaptobrevin homolog YKT6
Exons: 4
Coding region: 273-875 (200 amino acids)
Biological process (GO): endoplasmic reticulum to Golgi vesicle-mediated transport
Cellular component (GO): Golgi apparatus
Molecular function (GO): SNAP receptor activity
Source: RefSeq, a predicted model, not a curated record
CUGACCAUAUGAUCUCGAUAUGUAUUAUGGUCUAGGAUAUUGUGAAGUCUGUGGAAGAAUCAGGAUGAUUUGUUAGUGAGUUAUCUGAGUCAUCGAGAACAGAACGAAUACCCUGAUAUAUAGAGAAUUGCACGCACAGCAAGAUUUCUCUCUAUCACCAAAGACUUAACAAAUUGUAACGAUACAUAUACUAAAGAAACGAGGUUUGAUACGUUUGACAGUAUUUACUAUUAUUACGAGAGACUUUUCUAUCCGCUGCACGUACGGUUAAAAUGGUGAAACUAUAUGCUCUAACAAUUUUAUAUAAAAACCCUACAUCGGUGACGCAGUUGGCAGUUGCUUAUGAUGUAGAGUCAUUUUCAUUCUUUCAGAAAAACAGUAUUAAGGAAUUCAUGGGCUUUGUCAGUAAGACUAUUGUGGAAAGAACGCAGACAAGUGCUAGGCAAAGUGUCAAAGAAGGAGAGUACAUGUGCCAUGUGUACGUGCGUGCCGAUAAUCUAGCCGCAGUUCUCAUCUCGGAUCAUGAGUAUCCUAGGAGAGUCGCUCACACUUUGCUCACGAAGGUGAUGGACGAUUUUGCGACGAAGCACCCGCCAUCAACGUGGCCCACGUUGCGGGAGGUCACAUCUGAUUUUCGACAAAUUAAUACGUAUCUAGCCAAGUAUCAGAAUCCGGUCGAGGCGGACGCGCUCACCAAGAUGCAAAACGACCUGGACGAGACGAAAAUUAUCUUGCACAAUACGUUAGAGGCGGCACUCCAGAGGGGUGAAAAACUGGAUGAUCUAGUCGCCAAGUCGGAGGGACUCAGCGCUCAGUCAAAGGCGUUUUACAAAACCGCGCGAAAAACCAAUUCCUGCUGUAGUUUAGCUCCUUAGAACGUUAAUUUUUUUUUUCUUUUACGCGCGUGUUUCAGCGCCCCGCCGCUUCAAUAUUUCGCGAUAAAUGUGACUUUGUAACCUUAACUGAAAUGUUAUUUAUAUGAUUCACGGAAAAGAUGAAAGAGUGGAGCAGGAAGAAGAAGAAUUUAACGAGCGAAGAGAGAUUAUAACAAAGUAUCUAUAUCAAUUGAUCGAACGUAUUAAGAUUCCUGAUCCCUCGCUGUAGUUAUAUUGAAUUAGGAGAUCAGAAGCGAGUGAUAACUUGCGAGAAGAAACAGAUUUACUUCAAUAUAUAGAGUAAAGAGAAUAAAAAAAAGUUGUUCAACUUCUCGCUUCUGAUUUCUAAGCAGGAACCUCUUCUGAAUUCCCGACUUUUCAAGGGGCAUAUAAGAAACUGCCGAUUCCUUCAAACUAAGUGGAAUUUUGUAAAUGGAUGUUACGCGCCCGUAGAUUCAUCUACUGCGAGAAACGGUCCUAAGUAAUUGCGGUUACACAUGAGAAUUAUUUCCUUGACGUGCUUCGUACAAGAAGAUAUGGACUGUAAUUGAAUUCAUGUAAGAUAAAAGAAAAUUCGAGUGUUGAACUGUGUCAAAUGCCGCCUUAAACACAUUCCGAAUGUAUGUGUACUCUUUUUAAAAAGAAUGCGAUUGCAAUUGUGCAGAUAUGAUGCGAUAAGAUAAUUUAAAUAUUGUCGAUUGGAUCGAUCGAUAUUUGUAUUUGAGUGACUAGUUUUCAAUUUGUCUAGUAUGAUUAGUAUGAAGUAAAAAACUUGCGUGAAUUUCGCAAGAUAUAGUUGACCUUUCGUUUUCAACAAACGAAUGACAUUUUGGUAAUCGCUCUGCAAUAAUUUUACAUUUAUAAUCUCGCAAUUUUGCUACUACCGUUACAUUGGAAAAUCAUCCAUGUUGUUGUAUAACUCCAAAGAGGUUUGUUUAAAUAAUUUGUCUGAUACAUUUGCAAGGUAAAUCUUAUUCUUUUUUAUAUAGAUUAUUGUAUUAAUAGAGACCAUAAAUACAAGAAAUGAAUAUUAUCGAUGUCUAUUACGUUAUAUAUUACAUCAAAUCAAUAAAUAAAAUUGAGAUUAUUUGUCGUCUGAAUUUCAACGUGAAAGACUUCGACAAUGUGUCUUAACAAAAAAAAGAAAGAAAAAAAAGAGAAGAAAAUAAUACACGAGGAAGGUAAAGGUCCUUACAUUUCUGGGCAAAAGAGGAAGAUGAUUCGAUGAAGGUUCUAAGAUGCGGAUCCUAGCGCGUAGUAGAUAGAAAAAGCAUUAUUGGUGUCUGCAACGAGCUCGGGGCCCUCGUUUUAGGCUUUUAUUGAUCAGUUUCUUUUUUAUGAAAAAAAAAAUGAUAUAUUCUGUGUAUGAUAUUUAAGUGACCACAUUGUAAUCUUUAUACUAUGUAUGUUGAAAAAUGUCACACGUGAGGCAGUAAAUAUAUUAAUAUAUUUUCAAAUCAUGUUAAUGUUA